Messenger RNA from Gymnodraco acuticeps, 4280 nucleotides. It is a transcript of the gene dclre1a, whose product is annotated as DNA cross-link repair 1A (PSO2 homolog, S. cerevisiae). NCBI's taxonomy places the organism in Eukaryota, Metazoa, Chordata, Actinopteri, Perciformes, Bathydraconidae. Bases 889 to 3606 code for a protein of 905 amino acids. Gene Ontology annotation, molecular function: 5'-3' DNA exonuclease activity; damaged DNA binding. The transcript has 9 exons. Gene Ontology annotation, biological process: interstrand cross-link repair; protection from non-homologous end joining at telomere; double-strand break repair via nonhomologous end joining. The record is from RefSeq and is a predicted model, not a curated record.
UUGUUAGCAAACACUUGUGUUAAAAGAAUAUUUAUAUAUAGGAAAGGUGAGGAAACAAUGGCUGUUAAGUUUUAUUCUCGAGAACAUGUCGAGUCAUGUAUUGGCAUGUAAGCACACUUUAAAAGUAAAGCAACUAUGCUAUGGAGAGAGACAGUAAUCGGGCUAAACGCUUUAACAUGGUCUAACCUGUCUGGAAAUCCGGUAUCUUAAGAUCAUCUCUUUCGUCUAGUUUUUUUAAAUACUCGUUGACAAUAUCUUCUUUCUCUUGUUGAGUCGUAGCUUCAUCUAGGGCAGAAUCCAGCUCACUUUGGAUAGGAAAUAAAGUAGAGAGGCUGGACUGGGACGCCAUGUUUCUAUCAACAGCCAGCCUGCUAGGUAAAUUCACCACUGCGAUUCAGACCGCUGCUUUCGACACUGUAAAAAAAAAACAAUAUCACCGGAAGGCUAUUUUUCACAGAAAUGUAGAUUAUAUCUAAAUAGGUGAAAAACCAGUCAAAUACUUUUUAGUUUUGAAAAAAGUAACCUUUGCUCAAAUAAUUAAAAUAAUGUGCUGAAUUGUGUUAAAUGUGCUGCUCUGUUUCUCUAUGUGUCUUUACUUUAUUCAGUGUUGUGCUUUGGUAAGCGCUAACAUGUCGAAACAUAAUAGUAUGAAGCUGAAGAAGAAACUAGCUCUAUAUCGUAAAUAUUAAUUAUGAUAAAGUAGUUCAGCACUCGCAAUUAUCCUUACAAUUUUAAAAGGAAUCUACUAUAAAUGUUAAAGUACUGUAACGUUUAUUAUUUUCGUCAACCGCGGGAUGCUAUCGAAUCCAAUCCCUGUGUUAUAACUGGUUAUAACGAGGGUUUUGAGGAGGAGGUAAUUGGACAAACCAAUGGUUUAUUUUUCUCCAAAUGUCACAAAAGGACGACUCUGAAGAUGACAUCUGGGAAUAUAAACCUCUGGAGAAGAAAAAGAAGAAGAACGAUUCACCGGCUGUAACUGUGACCAAAAGGUGUACUGUCAGAAAAACCUCAAAGAGAGACACUUCUUUCUCUCUCAAGUCAGCUGAUAGCAAAGUCAAGAAAGCUGAAAAUGGAGAUUGUGGGUCUGUUGUUAAUGGAGACAGCAGUUUAGAGGCUCUUGUUCUUCCAUCAAAGUCAUCCACUGCUAGGGACACAGUGCAGACAGACAAUGCUGCUGAUGAGGGACCACCCUCUGGAGACUUUUGCCCCAUGUGUCAGAUGCCUUUUUCCAUUUUGGUGGUACAGACUCAAAGAUGGCAUGUUGCUGAAUGUCUUGACACCCCCAGAGACACAUGCAAAGAAUGUCCAGAUGGCCUCCAGUGCUGCUCCACCAUUCCUAACCAUUAUAGGAAAUGUAACCACACCGUCCUGGCCCAAUGUCGAGCGAACGGUGACACAGCCCUCCUCAGUCUGUCCCAACAGGCAGGGACCAGCAGGGGGAGGGGCCUCAACUGUCUCCCAGGGCUGAUAAACAAUGAGGAGGAUGGCUCUACUUUAGAGACUUCCCAGGAUAGUGUUCUCAGUGUUUCUGUGUUAUCCACUCAUUGUAAUCUCACUGGAACACCUCCAUCCAAACGUACGAAUGGACUCAUGUUGCUGCGCUCACCUGGCCCAGAGGAUUUAAAGAAAAAGAAAGGCUGGUCGUCCUCUACUAAAACCAAAAAGUCUAUCAGUUCUUCCCAGGGAAUUAAACCAGAGCUUUCAUCCCCUCCUGUGAAGGCAGCGAGUGGAAGAGACACUGGUGACGGUUUAAUAAAAAGUGAACCUUCCCCUGACAUCGAUGAUGGAAUAUCUUACUCUCCUCUUUCCGAGUUUCCUGCAGAGAUGGAAGUCAAAAGCAGUGAAUGUCGGAAAGCUCUUUUUAAAAAGGAUACAUUUGAGAAUGAGGAUGAAAACUCAAAGGUGCUGUUUAACGACGGUUUCUCAAGUGACGAUGAAGUUCUCACUCAAUUUUUAGAUACUUUAGAAACCAAUAAUAAUGUGCCUUCUUCCUCUGACACCCAGCUGGAGUCAGUUACCUCAUCGCCGCCCACUAAUCAGCUAGCUGCUGAAAACAGAGCUCAUUCAACAGAUGCUGUCAGUCCAUGUCAAAGCAGCAUUCAGUCUCCUCAAAGUAUUGUUUUAGAGCGCCUCAGAGAGUCUCUUCUCAGCUCGGAUCAGAGCGGGCAUUUGGAAAACUUCACUGACAGCAGUAUUCAAAUUCCUCCAUCACAAACCUCCACUGUCCAAGGAUCUCAAAACAUGGCGCCACAGAAGGGCCAGAUCAAGGCAGGUCAGGCCUCCGGUAUGAAGCAGACAGAUAUUGGGGUGUUUUUUGGUCUCAAACCCCUCAAGAAAAAGGAGAAAGAGCCUGAAAGUGGACCAAAUGAACUCAACGCCACUUCUGUUCCAAGACUGGGUGAAAACACAGGACAGAGACAACAGAAGGGAGACAGGCAAAGAAAAAGUAAGGCUGCCACAGCUGUAGAUAAUAGUAAGGCUCAGGCUGAACCAGGUAAAGGUAGGACCAGAGGAUGGGGAGGAAAUAGGUGGACCAGGAGGAACGCUGAUGGAGAAGUAGAGCCGCCGCGUUGUCCCUUCUACAAGAAGAUUCCAGGCACAACGUUUACCAUAGAUGCAUUUCAGUAUGGGGAGAUCCAGGGCAUCAGGGCCUACUUCCUGACACAUUUCCACUCAGAUCACUACGGAGGCUUGACCAAGAAGUUCACAUUGCCAAUCUACUGUAACAGAAUUACAGGGAACCUGGUGAAGAGCAAACUGAGGAUAGCAGAGCAGUACGUCCACAUCCUCCCCAUGAACACCCCGGUCGCCGUGGAGGGAGUCACGGUGACCCUCCUGGAGGCCAACCAUUGUCCCGGAGCGGCCAUGUUGCUGUUCCUCCUGCCUGAUGGACAGACGGUCCUCCACACCGGUGACUUCAGGGCUGAUCCCUCGAUGGAGACGUACCCCGAGUUACUCAGCUGCAGGGUGCAGACGCUCUACCUGGACACCACCUACUGCAGCCCUGAGUACACUUUCCCCAGACAGCAAGAGGUCAUCAACUUCGCAGCCAACACCGCCUUCGAACUGGUGACGCUCAACCCUCGUACGCUGGUGGUGUGCGGAUCGUACUCUGUGGGGAAAGAGAAAGUCUUCCUGGCGCUGGCCGAGGUGCUGGGCUCUAAAGUGUGCCUCUCUAGAGACAAAUACAACAUCAUGUGCUGUCUGGAGUCGGAGCAAAUCAAACAACGUAUAACCACCGACCUGAAGGCCGCCCAGGUCCAUGUGCUGCCCAUGAUGCACCUCUCCUUCAAAAAACUGCAGGACUACCUGGCACGCUUCUCUGAAAAAUAUGAUCAGCUGGUGGCCUUCAAGCCCACAGGAUGGACCUUCAGCCAGAAGGUGGAAUCAGUGGAAGAUAUUCAGCCUCAUAUCAAUGGAAACAUCUCCAUUUAUGGAGUCCCUUACAGCGAACACAGCAGCUUCCUGGAGAUGAAGCGCUUCGUCCAAUGGCUUCAGCCGCUGAAGAUCAUCCCCACAGUGAACAACGGCAGCUGGGCCAGCAGGAAGGCUAUGGAGAAGUGCUUUAGUGAGUGGCUCUGCGAGGCUAAAGCUAACACCAAUUAAUUCUCAAUGAUUUAUGACCAAAAUUAUAUUUUAACUAAACUAAUGUUAUUACUUUAUUGAAGUUGCUUCAGAGUUCUGAGCUUUUACACUAACUUUGUAUUGCAGUGCGUAGGUGAACAUCAUGAACUGAAACACUACUAAUAAAAUAAAAUAAAAGGUUAAUAUUGCGGCAGUAAUCUUAAACAAAGUGCCGCGAGGGACUAAACAAGAGAAAAAACACUGGACGCGCAAAAACUCAGUCUUUCCAACACAGUAUGCGUUUGACCUUUUAUUUCCAAAGCAAAAAUGCAAUAUUCCAUAUCCAUAUACGUAUAUCCUUGUAUGCGUGCGUGCGUGCUGUCAACAAAAAUUGUCCUUCUCUAGCUCACUCCCCCAUCUAUUACAAAGUGCGCAGGUAAAAGCAACCGGAUAUAAGCACAAACGUCACCACACAAAUCCAAUGACACGCCCACCACCUAUAGUGACUCAAAAAACAUGUAUGUACAAAUGACAUCCUGUCUAAACAUCAGUCAGGCUUCAGAAAGCAACACAGCACCAUCACUGCCACAAUGAAAGUGGUGAAUGAUGUGGUGAGUAUUUUAGAUAAUAAGCAGAGUUGUGCAGCUCUAUUUAUUGACCUUUCAAAAGCGUUUGACACCGUCAAUCAUCGCAUUUUAAAGCAGAGGCUAGCUAGU